Meyerozyma guilliermondii ATCC 6260 is the source of this 1497-nucleotide messenger RNA. It is a transcript of the gene MNN11, whose product is annotated as alpha-1,6-mannosyltransferase. Gene Ontology annotation, biological process: protein N-linked glycosylation. The coding region runs from base 1 to 1497 and encodes 498 amino acids. Gene Ontology annotation, cellular component: mannan polymerase complex; Golgi membrane. NCBI's taxonomy places the organism in Eukaryota, Fungi, Ascomycota, Pichiomycetes, Serinales, Debaryomycetaceae. Gene Ontology annotation, molecular function: alpha-1,6-mannosyltransferase activity. The record is from RefSeq and is a predicted model, not a curated record. The transcript has a single exon.
AUGUCAUUAAUAGACACCUCAAAAUACCAUAAGCUAGUUAUUUAUCUGUACUACCAAGCUAUCUACAUCCCCCUACAUACAGUAUACUUGGUACUCCCAUACAGUAUAUUUCACUUCUACCGUUUCUCCCUAAAAUUUCAUGCAGAUCAUCCUGACACCCGAUUUUAUCGCGAAACGGUUUCUUCACCUCCAACACUCCUUCACCAUAUGUUUGGCAAAGAGGGCACCUUCAGGCCCCGGUACGGCAAGAAGCGCUCCAUCUUGCCGUUGUCGACAACAUUCCAUAAUAUAAACCGUCAGAAAUGGGCAAAACUCGCCGCUACAAUUCUCACGUUUGUUCUCUUGUUGUCGUUUCUUAAUCCAUUGCCCACGUUAACUCGACUUGUUAAACGCAAAAAUGCUCACAGCUAUCCACCAGCUCACCCGCUAACCAGCACGAAUGCCAUAGAGACAAAUUCAAGGUAUAUUUUCCCUCCUGUGGAGCAUGCACUGGCACUCAAACAAAUCGAUAUCAACGAAUUGUUCAAAAUUUACCAAGUACGUGACGCCAACACCCCAGAUAUCGAAAAGACGAUUAUAGAGUCGCUCAACAAGCUCGACAACCCGGACCCAGCGGUUCAAAAGGCCAAAGAAGACGAGGAAAACAAGGGUUCUGAAAAAGCUAAAAUCAUCAAUGCUUUCAAAAACCACGACAAAAUCGUGUAUCGCCCCAAGUCCAAGACGGGGUAUCCCAAGGUGGUGGUUGUGACGUCCAUUGACUUCCAGAAGUACUCACAAGAAACCUUGGUGUCUCUUGUCCAGAACAGAGUCGACUAUGCUCAUGCUCAGAACUACGGAGUUUAUGUCCGAUGGCAUCAGGAAUUCUUGCCGGUGCUCAGCUCUUUAAGCUACCUCCAGACCCAUGAAAAGGCCAAAUGGGUUCGCUUGUAUUGUAUGAGGGCGGCUAUGCUAGCAUUUCCCCAUGCAGAAUGGUUCUGGUAUUUGGACCAGGAUGGACUCGUGAUGAAACAGAGCAUUGAUCUUCUUCAAUACGUAUUGAAUACCGAGUCUUUGGAUCCAAUAAUGAUGCGGGAGACCCCCCUUGUUCCUCCAGACGGUGCUAUCAAAACCUACCGUAAUUCUAAGGCAUCCACGGUCAGAUUGAUAGCUACACAAUCCAACAAGAAACUCGAAACCUACUCGUUCAUCGUAAAAAACGAUGACAUCGGGAGAGCAAUCGUGAACAUGUGGGGAGACCCAUUGUACUUGAACUAUCCCAACUUUCAUUUCGGAUUGGAUUCUGCACUUACCCACAUUCUCCAAUGGCAUCCAUUUGUAUUGAGUAAAACUGCUAUAAUACCUGCCAGAACCAUUGGUGCUAGGUAUGUGAAUGACAAGUCCAAAGACGAUAAGACCAGCUAUUUCAAGAAUGAUUUUGUUGCACAGUGGGCUGAUUGUGAAAACCCUGUAACUUGUGAGGCUAGCUUUCAGGCAGCAUUCAAGGAACACCAGCGCUAG